UAUUCUAAAACAGACCUGGCGAUAUGAUAUACCCAUGUUAUUCGUACAAAAAGACAGGAUGCAAGUGAAUUGUACCUGAAAUGUCACGAAAAAUUAGAUGUCAUUGAGAACCUUAAGGUUUCGUCCUCUUUAAUGACGCCGUCCGUUCUAAUUAUUACGCAAUUUUUAAGAGCUGAAAGCACGGACCCUGCAUAAAUUUAGAUAUUGAAUACUUGUUUAAACACAAAUAUUAGCAAACUACUCGGUGAGGAUUUAGAGCACAACUACUAUAAUUAAAAGUCCCGAGUCCACUACAUCGAUCGUGGGAUUAUCAAAUAUUCUGACAACCAACAGUUGAAGGAAUCUAGCCAGGUGUUUAGCUGAGAUCAGAACCUUACUCAUAAAAAUGGCCAACUUCGUCGGGACCUGGGAGGACACGGGUGAGAGGGAGGGGUUCGAUGAAUUUGCCGCUGCCAUGGGAUUCAGUAAAGAAAUGACGGAGAAAUACCGCGGGACUAGGCACAACUUGAAGUACAGUAUCAACGGUAACACGUGGACACUGGUGCUGAAGAGUUCCCUUUUCCCAGACAAGGAAAAAACUUACACGUUCGACAUCGGAAAGGAAAAAUGCGAUACUGGUCUGGAAGGCAAAGAUAUCAAGUUCACAGUGCAUGUGGUUAGCGACAAUGAAAUCAAUGAAGAUAUGAAGGCCAAGUCCGAUGAUACAUGGAAAGAGUACAAAGUGAACAGAAAGGUGGACGGAGACAGGAUGACCACGAUGGUUACCUCGGCUGGGAAGACAAUGUCUAGCAAACAAAAACGGCUGUAGGGAGCACGUGACCUGUGAACACUUCCGGUAUCAGAUGCUUGUCUCCAGUCAUUCAGGAGCUCUGUGAAGUAAUUUGCUGGAAUGCUUAAAGUGACUGAGUGUUCUUUUCCAAUAUGUCGUUAUAAUUAAAGGUGUCAUCUGUACUUCAGUUCACGAUACUUUUAUCGACAUCGCGAUUCAAAUAAAGAUAUUUACAUCAA
Ostrea edulis (European flat oyster) is the source of this 1008-nucleotide messenger RNA. RefSeq lists its product as uncharacterized. NCBI's taxonomy places the organism in Eukaryota, Metazoa, Mollusca, Bivalvia, Ostreida, Ostreidae. The transcript is spliced from 4 exons. The record is from RefSeq and is a predicted model, not a curated record. Bases 386 to 808 code for a protein of 140 amino acids.